Neopelma chrysocephalum (saffron-crested tyrant-manakin) is the source of this 1312-nucleotide messenger RNA. RefSeq names its product lysine demethylase 8 (gene KDM8). The transcript is spliced from 7 exons. Bases 1 to 1257 code for a protein of 418 amino acids. Gene Ontology annotation, cellular component: nucleus. Gene Ontology annotation, molecular function: histone H3K36 demethylase activity. The record is from RefSeq and is a predicted model, not a curated record. NCBI's taxonomy places the organism in Eukaryota, Metazoa, Chordata, Aves, Passeriformes, Pipridae.
AUGGCGGCGGCCGGCGGCGCUGAGGGCGCGGAUGGCGCUGAGGGCGCGGAUGGAGGCCCCGCGCUGUGGGCCGAGGUGCGGGCGCUGCUGCCUCGCGCCGAGGAGGGGCUGACCUUGGCACUGAGCGGGGAGGUGGAGGGCUGCGUCCUGCCGCUGCUGCGGCGCGCCCGCGCUCUGCUCUACAGCCCGCCGGGCCCGCCCGGGGCGGCGGCAGCGGCGGCGCUGGCGCGCUUCGGAGACGUCCUGCGCGACUAUUCCUGGGAGAAGCUGAACGCGGUGCCGUGGAGGGAGGUCGGCAAGGGCUGGCGGCAGGUCUACGCCUACGGCUGCCUCUUCGGGGCGCUGGCCGAGGUGGCCGCGGGCCGCCCGCGGGCCGCCGUGCGCCUCUGCGACCUGGGGCUGCUGCUCGGCGCCGCCGUCCUGGACAACGUCCUGGCGCGCCUGGUGCGCGCGCUGCAGCCGCGCCUGCCCCGCGGGACCGCGCGGGACCGGCCCCGCGCACAGAGGGUCCGGCCCGAGCGGCCCCCGCCGCCCCCCGCGGUGCAGCCGGAGGAGGCGAUUCCUCACCUUCACUGCCCUUCGCUGGAGCACUUCAGAGACAACUACCUCAUUCCCGAGCGGCCCGUGGUCCUGGAGGGCGUCAUGAACCACUGGCCGUGUAUGAAGAAGUGGAGCGUGGACUAUUUUUGUCAGGUCGCAGGGUGCCGCACAGUCCCCGUGGAGUUGGGUGCCCGGUACACAGAUGAGGAAUGGUCUCAGCAGCUCAUGACUGUCAAUGACUUCAUCAGCCAGUAUAUCAUGGAUGAGAACAGUGUAGGAUACCUUGCCCAGCACCAGCUUUUUGAUCAGAUCCCAGAACUGAAAGAAGAUAUCAGUAUCCCUGACUACUGCUGCCUGGGGGAAGGGGAAGAAGAUGACAUCACCAUUAAUGCUUGGUUUGGUCCAGGAGGCACAGUCUCACCUCUUCAUCAGGAUCCCCAGCAAAAUUUUUUAGCCCAGGUAUUAGGAAGAAAGUAUAUCCGUCUGUAUUCACCACAAGAUUCAGAAAACCUGUACCCACAUGAAAGCCAAAUUCUUCACAACACUAGUCAGGUUGAUGUGGAAGAUCCCGACUUGGUCAAGUUUCCCAAUUUCACAAAGGCUGCCUUUCAGUCCUGCAUUCUGAUGCCUGGACAGAUUCUGUUUAUUCCAGUUAAAUAUUGGCACUAUGUGCGAUCACUUGAGCUCAGCUUCUCUGUCAGUUUCUGGUGGUCAUAACUCUGAAGCAUCGUCUGCAGCAUUGUAAUGGGAAUUAAAGAUCAGCAAAGUAGCA